This is a messenger RNA of Ostrinia nubilalis (European corn borer), 3251 nucleotides long. RefSeq lists its product as uncharacterized. The transcript is spliced from 19 exons. Gene Ontology annotation, biological process: positive regulation of protein localization to plasma membrane; positive regulation of voltage-gated calcium channel activity; skeletal muscle contraction. Gene Ontology annotation, cellular component: extrinsic component of cytoplasmic side of plasma membrane. The record is from RefSeq and is a predicted model, not a curated record. Bases 492 to 2801 code for a protein of 769 amino acids. Lineage: Eukaryota; Metazoa; Arthropoda; Insecta; Lepidoptera; Crambidae. Gene Ontology annotation, molecular function: protein binding.
UCGAGCGUCCACCCAGGCUGCGCGAGCGCACCAAAGCCAAGCUUUUCAAAAAACUCGGUCGCCACGAGGACAAUGAAUUCGGAAAAAUAGUCAGAACACCCGCUCCAGAUGAAUUCGAACUGCCCGCACCACUGCCCACGCCGGCUUUCUCCAGGAAGAAUAUUUUCGACCGCGACUUCGAUGCGCUAUUCGAGGUCGCGAGCUCGCCCCAGUUCACUGCGAACAUCCGCGUGACCACUCCUGAGCCAGACCGCCGGUCAGAUGUUUCAGCGGCGCACUUCCCCUCCCCCGCGACCUCCUCUCUUAGUCUCCUCCCGCCUCGCCCCUACUCCGAGCCGGCGAGCGUAUCUCCCACCGCGUCUGCCCGAACCUCCUCGCCUUCGACGCCAACGCCACUACACUCGACUCCAGAAGGUUCAAAAUCCAAGAAAGUCAGUUUCUUCCGCAAGUGGAGCCACUCGAAGGAGGCGUCGCCUCCGCGCGCGCGCAGCAUGCAGCAGCCGUCGCUCGAGAUGGCUCUGCGCGAGCUCACGCACCCCAACCACAAUGAGCAGCUCAAGAACCAACAGCAAGUCACCUUCAAAUUGGUUAAAACAGUGGCCGAUUUCACAACGCAGAUGUCACAGCUGUACGAGAGGCACUCGUCAGAGCUUCAAGUCCUCGUAGCCAGCUUUAGGAAACGAAGCGGUGAAUUGAGGAAGGAAAGAGCGUCCUGUCCAUCAUCCCUCUUCCACACCUGGGAGACGCUUCUUCAAGAAGUAGAAGCUGAUGUGGUGGGCUACAGCAACGCGGCUGCCUCUCUUGAGAGGCUGGUGGCUACUCCACUGGUGGAGAAGACCUUCCAUAUGAAAGUCCAGGCGCGAAAACUCUUCGCGCACAGAGAGGGCUGCGAAGUGAUACUUGCUAAGGCCGACGACCAAUUGACAAAGAGUCGUCAAGACUACCGCACGGCAUUCCUGAACUACUGCACCAGCCCGAGCCCGGCCGCUUUAGCUACGUACUACGACUCCCACAACAGCUACGUUCAGCAACUGACCGCUACGAACGCAAUGCUCGACCAGUACCACAAGCACACGCUGCCCACUAUAUUACAGGAGCUGGAAGAGAUACUGGCGGACGUUACGACGGCCGUCAGCGAGGCCAUUUGUCAGGACGGCGAAAUUAUCACGGAAAAGACCAACCACCAGCUCCGUCGAUACGAGUCGCUGUGUGCGCAAGCGCGCGCGGUGUCAAGCACAGCUGAUCUGGCGCACCUUGCGCGCACGCUGCUGACGUCACAGCCGCCCAUGCGGCCGCCCAAGCGCGCCUUCUUGCCGCCCUACCCGCCCGAGCCGGAGGACCCACCUCUGGAUGUGCCUGCGGAAAGUAUGCCACCAGUUCUUCGAGGAGAAAUGCUUCUGGACCGGAUGGGUGGGCAGGCGCGGCUGAACUACGAACAACUGAGGAAGGAUGCACAGGAUCUUGAGCUGCAAAUAAAGCAGCUACAGGAUGGACUCGACGUGCUCAUACGUCAUCAGAAUCGAGGCCUCGAAAGCAACAUCUAUAGCAAAGUGAACGAGAUUCAAGAAGAGAUAUCAAUCAAGAAGUAUGACUACAGGGCGACGCAGUUGCAUCUAGCUGCAGUGAGAGCUCAAAGAGAGCUGUUUGCAGCGAAAGCAGAUAGCGGUGCUGCUGUUGAUCGCAAGCUUUCGUCAUCAUCUGCGGGUAGCAUGAAGAAUAAGUGGCUGAAGGCAUUCCGUAGCCUGAAACCGCCUAGCGCCCCCCCACCCCACGCCGCUCCACCAGACAAGAGAAAUGGAGCGGCCAGGGAGGCCAUGCGCGGAGGAGAUUCGGAAGCACAUAACUUCCAAGAGUACACCUACAAGAAAAUUACCCCGUGCGAUGUUUGUUCGCAAGUGCUUAGAGGUCAUACCAGACAAGGGCUUAGAUGUCGACUCUGCAAGAUGAAUGUGCACACAGACUGCAUGCCACAAGUCGGCAAAUGCCAGACCAAAUCCCGGCUGCUCCGCAGGCAGAAGAGCACCUCCGAAAUUGAGUCUCACAGGGUCCAGGAGACCGCCUUCGAUGAUGAAACGCCGCACUCACCGAGACGACAAAAGUUGAACCUUAGGAUGAAGAGCCUGUCGCUGGACUCGCCGGAGUGCGGGGAACUGCGGCGCCGCCCGGCCAACCAAGCGCCCUCGCAGGGCAGCCGAGUACUCUGUAAAUGCAGAGCACUUUGCAUGAGGCAUGGUUCUUUAAAUAGAGUUAAUAACCACACGAUUCAUAAAUACACCCGUUCAUCGCCGUCUUCGCCGGUGCAUAGCAGGAGGCUGCUGAGCGCCCGGGGCGGUCGCAUGAGCAGCGUUGAGCUACCAGACGAGCCUGAUAAGAGCCUGUCGUCCAACAGCGCGAGCCCCUGUCCUUCACCAGUGAAGCAGCCAAGUAAGCACCAACGCCUCUUGCCCACGAAUCUGUACGUGAUCCUGUACAACUUCAAGUCUCGCCACGCCGACGAGCUCGAUCUGAAGGCAGGGUACAAGGUCACCGUCAUCGACACCUCCGACCCUGACUGGUGGAAGGGCAAAUGCCUGGGCAAGAUCGGAUACUUCCCAUCCAAGUACUGCACUAAACUCCAAGCUGGCGAACGCCCGUUGCAAGUCACCCAUAAUUUGCAGGUGUCAGAUGGUGAUAACGGGUUGAUGCUGCUCCGCGACCAAAUCGUGAUCCAGGUCGGUGAUGAAGUGGACGGCAUGGUGAUGAUUCGCUCCGGCGACAACCGCCAGGGCGUGUGUCCGGUGAAGUUCUUGCAGGAGGUGUGACGCUUCAAGCUGCCUCACUUCGACAUACUGAAGAAACGCGGCUCGCUCACUGAAGACAGGAACACUUUAUACGAACCGAAACCGACCCGUAGCGCACCAGUUACUCCUUGCGACAGCGAGACCUCCUGGUCGGACAAGACGUGGACGAGCAAGCAAACUUACGAGGCAUCAACUUCAGGGUACGAUUCAGCCGAAGGGUGGUGGCGACCAGAAACUAGGCGCGACUCCAAUUCAGAAGGGGUCUGGUGGUGGCGACGGCCGUUAGAUGUUAGGAGGACCCAGUGCAGGCGAUGUGGCGCAUCAUCAUCCACCAGACCUCUCAGGAUGAUGCCUUGCGCAGGAGUGGCCCAGGAGGAGGAAUACAGAGACCGACGGCCUCUGAUGUCGCGAGAUCGUCCGCUGCUUUUUGUCAGGCAAUUCUUUUUGUAAUUAUUUUCCGACUGUCAAAGG